UGCUCAAUGUUUCGAAGAUCAUGAUGAGAAUGUGGACAAACUUCGCUAUUUCAGGAUCGCCGAACAACCCCGUGAGUCUGGAGAAUGUGUACCCCGGACUGCAUUGGCCAGAGUUCGGCGCCGGAAAGGGUCAGUAUCUUGAUAUCGAGCCGCGCAUGUCCGCCAACUCGAGAGGCGAGCGCCUAGCCGCUCGGGCAGACCGCUUCUGGAACAAAAUUGUUCCCGAUCUGCAGGCCAGCACCAGAGGAAAUAUUUGUCUGUAGAUAAUCCUUUUUUCAUUUUUCGGAAUGUUCAUUUAUACAAAACGUAC
Mya arenaria is the source of this 310-nucleotide messenger RNA. RefSeq names its product acetylcholinesterase-like. The transcript is spliced from 2 exons. The record is from RefSeq and is a predicted model, not a curated record. The coding region runs from base 21 to 263 and encodes 80 amino acids. Lineage: Eukaryota; Metazoa; Mollusca; Bivalvia; Myida; Myidae.